AGGGUUUCUGACGCCUCCUGACAUUCCAGGAUGUCCUGGAAAGCUCCUGAAAUUUCAAAAAACUAAAAAAGUCCUGGAAAUCUCCUAGAAUUUUAAAAUAUAUCAUUAUAUCUCUUAUGUCCUGGAAUUUUGCAGAUCAAAAAGAAAAAAAAAACAUUUUAAAAAAAAGUUAGUUGGCACCUUUAAAUCAGAGGAUGGGCCAGUGUGGGUAGAAAAAAAUUCUAAAGGCGCUGGCUCCUGAUUUUUCCUCAGGGUUAACUCCCAGCCUUUGCCACCUCUUCUGUUAGUGAAAACAGUUCCGCCAGACUAAAUACCUGAGCCACACGUGAAGGCCAGGAGUUGGACUGGUUGUCAGCUUAAGUCGCUUGCUAUUGGAAGCAUUUUAUAGGUUUCAAUCCUGAAAUCAACUUAGCAGCAUAAGAAUCUCGCAACGGGAAAGUACUUAAGAAUGGCUACAAAACGAUCAUCAGCACAAUUGUCCAAAAAUGUUUUGCAGAUGAAGUUUAUGCAACGAAGUGCCCUGAGAAUAGAACAAGAACAAAAUGAAGAAAACUUACAGAAAAUCAUUGAUGAUGAACAUUGGGCUUUAGAUUUGCCAGACUAUAAAACCAAAGAAUCAGUUUUUUUGAAAGAUCAGAGCUAUACUUUUUGUGAGCAGUUACAGUAUGGUAGACAGUCUUUCAAGGGAUGCAACCCUGACAUAGAAAAAAUAAUGAAAGUGAAACUACAGGAGCAACAGUUGAAAGCAUCAGCAGAGAAAGAGAAGCUCAAUAGUGUUAGUGAUGUAGACAUGGCCAAGAGGUACUCAACACUUAUGCACGUGAUAGCAAAGAAAUUUGAAAAGAAAAGAAAGAGGAAAACUGGGGAUGAUGUGGAUGGUGUGGAUGACUCACAAGCUCAAACAAAAAAAUCUUUUAUGAAGCCUUCUGACGAUGAAUAAUUUUAACAUGAACAUCAAAUCAGAAAGUUAAAAAAAAAAGGAUAAUGUUCAUUAUGUCUGUGACAGAGAUAAGAGAUUGUGUGUGUGAGUUUGAAAAGAGGUUAUGAAGACAUGAGUGUUUGAUUUGAGACUUGUUAAUGAACUGCAAUUUUGUUGACCAUUAGAAUGUAAAAGAAAAAAAUAAAACCAGUGUUAUCAA
This is a messenger RNA of Biomphalaria glabrata, 1139 nucleotides long. RefSeq names its product M-phase phosphoprotein 6-like. Bases 449 to 940 code for a protein of 163 amino acids. The record is from RefSeq and is a predicted model, not a curated record. NCBI's taxonomy places the organism in Eukaryota, Metazoa, Mollusca, Gastropoda, Planorbidae. The transcript has 6 exons. Gene Ontology annotation, biological process: maturation of 5.8S rRNA.